AUGGCUUAUGCUUCUGUUGUUUCUCUUGCUCAAACUCUGGAGCAACUCAAUUCCAGAAUCCCAGCCUUUCAUGAUGAUAGUAGCAAGAGAAGUUAUCACCAAGAAAAACUCACAUUUUUGGUUGGAAAGUUUAGACAUGCACUAAAUGAAGCUGAAGAUAUUAUUGAACUAAAGAUUUGUGAAAUUCAUGAAAGGGGAAGUUUGAGUGGUAUUGAAAAAGCAAGUGAAGAUUUACUAGCAAGUUUACUACCACUAGUAGAGAAAAUUGAGUUAAUAAGGAAAGAGUUGGUGCUGAGUCUUGAGACUUGCACUAGCCAUGGCCAUGACAUUGAAUCUGCUGAUGAUCAUUUCAAGACUCGGGAAUCUAUGCUUGGAAGUCCGUCUAGAAGUAGUUUUAAUACAAAUGCUGUUGUGGGUCUUGAUGAUGAUUUGGAGAAGAUUAUAGAAAGACUACUUGGGUCCUCAUCCGAGAGAAAAGUUGUUGCCAUUACAGGUAUGGGUGGAAUUGGCAAAACGAUACUUGCUAAAAAAGCUUAUGAUCAUCGUCAAGUUAGGUGUCGCUUUGACAUUCACGCAUGGGUUACAGUAUCUCGAGAGUAUGGAAUGAGAAGAUUGUUGUUAAGUCUCGUCUGUUGCAUUCCAGGCAUGACUGAUAAAUUUCUAGAGAAGACUGAGGAUAAAUUAGCAGAGUUGUUAUAUAGAAGAGUAAAGGAUCGAAGAUAUCUUAUUGUCGUUGAUGAUAUUUGGAGUACCGAAGUUUGGGACAAUGUAACAAGAUGUUUUCCAGAUGACAACAAUGGGAGUCGAAUCAUAUUAACCAGCAGGCUUAAGGAUGUGGCCACUUAUGCGAAUCCUGAUAGCCCUUUGCAUGAGAUGGGGGUAUUAAGUUUAGAUGAUAGUUGGAAAUUACUUUCUAUUAAGGUUUUUGAGGCAAAUGAUCUUUGUCCUUCUGAGUUGGAGGUUAUCGGGAAGCAAAUAGCAGAAAAAUGUGGUGGACUUCCUUUGGCAAUUCUGGUGGUUGCAGGGCAUCUUUCUAAAAUUGCUAGGAGAAGAGAAAGUUGGAUUAUUGUUGCCAAAACUCUAAGUUCAGUUGUUGCUAAUGAUCCUGAUAAAUGCCUAGGAGUGCUUGGUAUGAGUUACAACUACCUACCGAACCACCUCAAGCCAUGCUUCCUCUCUAUGGGAGCUUUUCCCGAAGACUUUGAAAUAAAAGCUCGGACUUUGAUCCAAGUUUGGGUUGCUGAAGGGUUUUAA
Messenger RNA from Nicotiana attenuata, 1254 nucleotides. RefSeq names its product putative late blight resistance protein homolog R1B-12. Gene Ontology annotation, molecular function: ADP binding. Bases 1 to 1254 code for a protein of 417 amino acids. Lineage: Eukaryota; Viridiplantae; Streptophyta; Magnoliopsida; Solanales; Solanaceae. The transcript has 3 exons. The record is from RefSeq and is a predicted model, not a curated record. Gene Ontology annotation, biological process: defense response to other organism.